AUGUUCCACUUAGCGCUGUCGCUCUACACGCAAUACAGCAGGCGAGAACAGUAUAACGUCCUUAUUCUAGGACUCGACAAUGCCGGGAAAACGACGUUUCUCGAGCACCUCAAGUUGCUAUAUCCCUCUCCAAAUGAGACCCUGGCGCAGCAGACCAAACGUAAUGCCAGUGCUGGAAGGCGAAUUGAUACAGAAGAGGAGUCUUCGAGUCAAGCAGACUCAGUGAAGAUUCUCAAGGGAAAGAGAAUCUUGCCGACGGUGGGUCAGAACACGACUACAGUGAGGUUCAAGCCUAGUGAGAAUGCAAGCAGUGCAGCUGCUAGUCUAAAGAACAUCAACCUCAAAUUCUGGGACUUGGGCGGUCAGCGACUGCUUAGAAGCAUGUGGUCUCGUUAUUACCGUUCAUGCCAUGGUAUUAUAUUCAUUAUCGACUCCACAGAUACAGACCGGUUCAGUGAAUGCUAUGAUUCGCUUAUGGAAAUCGCCAACGACUCGCUGUGGAAGGUCGACGGAGGAGAGAGUGUCAAUGUGCCUAUAUUAAUGUUGGCAAACAAACAGGAUUUGCCGCAGGCGGUAGACUUGGUGUCUUUGAAGACCGGAGUGUUUAUAGAGGUGGUGAGCCAGCUUGAGGCGACGGAUCUGAAGUUGUUGCCGGUGUCCGUCCUUGAGAAUCAGGGAUUGAAGGAAAGUUUGGAGUGGUUGGUGACGAGGUUGGCAUACAACAAGGGUAACCGGAAGCCAGAGUACAAAUAA
Messenger RNA from Candidozyma duobushaemuli, 753 nucleotides. RefSeq names its product Arf family GTPase (gene ARL3). Gene Ontology annotation, molecular function: GTPase activity; GTP binding. Lineage: Eukaryota; Fungi; Ascomycota; Pichiomycetes; Serinales; Metschnikowiaceae. The record is from RefSeq and is a predicted model, not a curated record. The coding region runs from base 1 to 753 and encodes 250 amino acids. The transcript has a single exon. Gene Ontology annotation, biological process: protein localization to organelle; Golgi to plasma membrane protein transport; intracellular protein transport. Gene Ontology annotation, cellular component: Golgi apparatus.